Molecule: messenger RNA, 1012 nt
Organism: Tauraco erythrolophus (red-crested turaco)
Lineage: Eukaryota; Metazoa; Chordata; Aves; Musophagiformes; Musophagidae
Source: RefSeq, a predicted model, not a curated record
GAGAACACCGUGCGCACGAUCGCCAUGGACGGAACAGAAGGGCUGGUGCGAGGGCAGAAGGUGCUGGACUCCGGUGCGCCCAUCCGCAUCCCCGUGGGCCCCGAGACCCUGGGCAGGAUCAUGAACGUCAUCGGGGAACCCAUUGACGAGAGGGGCCCCAUCACGACAAAACAGUUUGCUGCUAUCCACGCCGAAGCCCCCGAGUUCGUGGAGAUGAGCGUUGAGCAGGAGAUCCUGGUGACAGGGAUCAAAGUGGUGGACCUGCUGGCUCCCUAUGCCAAGGGUGGCAAGAUCGGAUUGUUUGGAGGUGCCGGCGUUGGCAAGACAGUGCUGAUCAUGGAGCUGAUCAACAACGUGGCGAAAGCCCACGGCGGUUACUCGGUGUUUGCUGGUGUGGGGGAGCGAACCCGCGAGGGCAACGACUUGUACCAUGAGAUGAUCGAGUCUGGAGUCAUCAACCUGAAAGACGCCACUUCNNNNUUCGCGCUGGUCUAUUGGCAGAUGAAUGAGCCCCCAGGCGCCCGUGCCAGAGUGGCUCUGACGGGGUUGACGGUGGCCGAAUACUUCAGGGACCAGGAGGGUCAGGACGUGCUGCUCUUCAUCGACAACAUCUUCCGCUUCACCCAGGCUGGCUCCGAGGUCUGUGCUCGGCGCAGGGUCGCGGUGUGGCAGAUGAAUGAGCCCCCAGGCGCCCGUGCCAGAGUGGCUCUGACGGGGUUGACGGUGGCCGAAUACUUCAGGGACCAGGAGGGUCAGGACGUGCUGCUCUUCAUCGACAACAUCUUCCGCUUCACCCAGGCUGGCUCCGAGGACGACAAGUCCCUCCAUGACAUCAUCGCCAUCCUGGGCAUGGACGAGCUCUCCGAGGAGGACAAGCUGACGGUGGCCCGGGCUCGCAAGAUCCAGCGCUUCUUGUCGCAGCCUUUCCAGGUGGCUGAGGUCUUCACUGGCCACAUGGGCAAGCUCGUGCCGCUGAAGGAGACCAUCAAGGGCUUCAAGCAGAUCCUGGCAG